Molecule: messenger RNA, 3201 nt
Organism: Kogia breviceps (pygmy sperm whale)
Lineage: Eukaryota; Metazoa; Chordata; Mammalia; Artiodactyla; Physeteridae
Source: RefSeq, a predicted model, not a curated record
UCAGCGGGGGUGACGGUGAUGUAACAGGUGUGGAGUGCCAGCCACGUGCUGGACGCCAAGCAAAACAGCCAGGGUGAGUGUAUGCAUCAUCCGUGUCUGGGGAGGAAGGCCACCAAAAGAAGUGAGUCUGGUGGAGAGACUUGAAGGAGGGAAGGGAGGCACCUUGCUGGCUGGGGGCGGGGAAGACAGAAUAAAAGUCUGCUGAGCUAGGAUUAGAGAGAGAAGGCCCAGGCCAGCGCUGGGAAGAGACGCCCCUCGUCCUUCCUACUCUACUUCUCCCAAAGCUUGUAAAUGCCCCAGGCAUGAGCCAGCCCAGGCCCCGCUACGUGGUAGACAGAGCUACCUACUCCCUCACCCUCUUCGAUGAUGAGUUCGAGAAAAAGGAUCGGACGUACCCACUGGGAGAAAAACUUCGCAACGCCUUCAGAUGUUCCUCGGCCAAGUUCAAAGCCACCGUGUUCAGGCUGCUCCCCGUACUCUCUUGGCUCCCCAAGUACAAGAUCAAAAAUUACAUCAUCCCUGACCUUCUUGGCGGCAUCAGUGGUGGAUCCAUCCAAGUCCCACAAGGCAUGGCAUUUGCUCUGCUGGCCAACCUUCCUGCAGUCAACGGCCUCUACUCCUCCUUCUUCCCCCUCCUGACCUACUUCUUCCUGGGGGGUAUCCAUCAGAUGGUGCCAGGUACAUUUGCCGUUAUCAGCAUCCUGGUGGGUAACAUCUGUCUGCAGCUGGCCCCAGAGUCGAAAUUCCGGGUCUUCAACAAUGUCACCAAUGAGAGUCACGUGGACACAGUGGCCAUGGAGGCCGAGAGGCUGCACGUGUCGGCAACGCUAGCCUGCCUGACUGCCAUCAUCCAGAUGGGCCUGGGCUUCGUGCAGUUCGGUUUCGUGGCCAUCUACCUCUCUGAGUCCUUCAUCCGGGGCUUCAUGACAGCCGCUGGUCUGCAGAUCCUGAUCUCCGUGCUCAAGUACAUCUUUGGACUGACCAUCCCCUCCUACACAGGCCCAGGGUCCAUCGUCUUUACCUUCAUUGACAUUUGCAAAAACCUCCCCCACACCAACAUCGCCUCGCUGCUCUUUGCCCUCAUCAGCAGCGUGUUCCUGGUGCUGGUGAAGGAGCUCAACACCCGCUUCAUGCACAAGAUCCGCUUCCCCAUCCCUACAGAAAUGAUCGUGGUAGUGGUGGCAACAGCUAUCUCUGGGGGCUGCAAGAUGCCCAAAAAGUAUCACAUGCAGAUCGUGGGAGAGAUCCAACGAGGGUUCCCCACUCCCGUGUUGCCUGUGGUUUCACAGUGGAAGGAUAUGAUUGGCACAGCCUUCUCCCUGGCCAUCGUGGGCUAUGUCAUCAACUUGGCUGUGGGCCGGACACUGGCCAGCAAGCACGGCUAUGACGUGGAUUCCAACCAGUCCCAGCUUCCAAUCCUGUGCCUGCAGGAGAUGAUCGCCCUGGGCUGCAGCAACUUCUUCGGCUCCUUCUUUAAAAUCCAUGUCAUUUGCUGUGCUCUCUCUGUCACUCUGGCUGUGGAUGGAGCUGGAGGAAAAUCCCAGAUGUCAAGCCUGUGCGUCUCCCUGGUGGUGAUGAUCACGAUGUUGGUCCUGGGGUCCUAUCUCUACCCUCUCCCCAAGUCUGUGCUAGGAGCCCUGAUUGCUGUCAACCUCAAGAACUCCCUCAAGCAACUCGCCGACCCCUACUACUUGUGGAGGAAGAGCAAGCUGGACUGUUGCGUCUGGGUGGUGAGCUUCCUCUCUGCCUUCUUCCUGAGCCUGCCGUAUGGUGUGGCCGUGGGUGUCGCCUUCUCCAUCCUGGUUGUGAUCUUCCAGACCCAAUUUCGAAAUGGUUAUACUUUGGCCCAAGUCAUGGACACUGACAUUUAUGUGAAUCCCAAGACCUAUAAUAGGGCCCAGGAAAUCCAAGGGAUAAAGAUCAUCACUUACUGCUCACCUCUCUACUUUGCCAACUCAGAAAUCUUCAGGCAAAAGGUCACUGCCAAGACAGGUGUGGACCCCCAGAAAGUAUUGCUGGCCAAGCAAAAAUACCUCAAGAGGCAAGAGAAGGGGAGAACGGUGCCCAGGCCACAGAGGAAGUCCCUAUUUAUGAAAACCAAGACUGUCUCCCUGCAGGAGCUUCAGCAGGACUUUGAGAAUGGCUCCCCAACUGACCCCAACAACAACCAGACGCCUGCUAAUGGCGCCAGCGUGUCCUACAUCACCUUCAGCCCCGACAGCUCCACACCUGCCAGUUGUGAGCCCCCAGCCACUGCUGAGCCCAGUGACAUCCUGGCCAGCGUCCCACCCUUUGUCACCUUCCACACCCUCAUCUUCGACAUGAGUGGGGUCAGCUUUGUGGACUUGAUGGGCAUCAAAGCCCUGGCCAAGCUGAGCUCUACCUAUGGGAGGAUCGGUGUGAAGGUCUUCUUGGUGAACAUUCAUGCCCAGGUAUACAAUGACAUUAACCAUGGUGGAGUCUUCGAAGAUGGAUGUCUAGAGCGCAACCACGUCUUUCCCAGCGUACACGAUGCAGUCCUGUUUGCCCAGGCAAAGGCCAGGGAAGUGGCCCCAGGAAGCAACUUCCAAGGGGCUCCAGUGGACCCUGAGCUCUCUUUGUAUGAUUCGGAGGAGGACAGUCCCAGCUGCUGGGACUUAGAGCAGGAGAUGUUUGGCAGCAUGUUUCAUGCAGAGACCCUGACCGCCCUGUGAGGGCCUGGCCGGUUCCCGUGCUGCCUGCAGAGCACCUGGCACCUGGGACUCCCAUGACGGAUGAGCCUGGGAUCAUGGAGAGUGGCGGGUAGAGGAGAACACCUCCACCAGGACUCCAGUACCUCUCCAUCCUCCUCCUCCUCUCUCAUUCCCCUCCCGGCCUCUCUAGAGCAAGCCAAUGUCGAUGGCAGGGAGAGACACCUUUUCACCCUUCUGUUGACCCUCAGGGCCCCAGCCAGCAAAUAGCAAACCUCCUGCUCACUCCACCGGCCCCACCCACACCCUGCCUGUGGCAGCUGACAGGACCCCCGGCUGCAGGACUUUAAGACUGAGCCAGGAACAGAGAGGAAGCCGUGUGCUGAUGGAGAGUGCAAGCUUCGAAAGUGUCCCGGCGCCAGCAUGGCCUGGUGUCAGAUGGUGUCGAGCUGUCACAGGACCCAGAGAUGAACUUGCUUUGGACUCUGUGGCUUGCCCUCUCCAGCUGCCCAGUCUGUCUCUGGCAGCCCUG